GGGCCAUAUGGGGCGUCAGGGCCCAAGACCAGUUUCUCAACAGGGCCGACCUGCUCAGGGAACCAGGUCGAUGGAAUUCUAGUUGAGUUUGUUGUGGUUGGGCCCGAUUUGGUCAGAGUGAUUGGAUCAGGGAACUCUGUUUGGUAUGAUCUGGUUGGAGUGACUCGAUUGAGAAAGUAGGUUGGAUUUUUUAUGGUUUAGUCCGAACUAGUCGGGUUGACUAGGUCGUGGUUGCCUUGCUCGAGGGUCGUCCUAGGCCAUACAAAGUUCUUAUUUGUUAGAAUGGUUUUUUGUGUUAUCUUAAAACUAUUGCUUAAAAUUAUUAGAAUAAUUAGAAUAAAGUAAUUAGAAUAAAGUUAAAGCCGUUGCUUAAAAUUGUUUGAGUAGACCUGUUGAGACAUUAUUAUCAACAAUUCCUGAUAAAAACAGACCCACUUCCUCUGAUCCUCUUCAACCCACCCACCGUGGGUUCGUCCAGCCUUCCGGCCUUCCCCCCCGGUGGUCAUCACAUCUCCCCCAAUUCGCCGCCCCCUCCGACCUCGCCGUACUCCUCUCGCUCCGGGUUAAUCGCUGCUGUCUUCUGCAGUUGAAGUAGCCUCUUCAUCUGCUCGCCGCAGUUCGUCCGUUGCCCAUGGCGGAUGAGGAGGUAACUGAUCCAAAGGCGUUCCUAGAGGAACGUUCAAAGGCUAAGUGUGUGUCGCAGUGGUAUGAAUAUCAGAAAUGUGUUAAGAGGAUUGAGAAUGACGAGACUGGGCACAAACACUGUACCGGCCAGUACUUUGAUUACUGGAAAUGUGUUGACAAGAAUGUUGCAGAAAAACUCUUUGAGAUGUUAAAAUGACAAGAAAAGUUUUCCCUACUUCAGUUAUCCACCCAAAGUUGGUAAUAAUUGUAUCACUUGUGUGGCCUAUAGACUAUUAAGGCGCUCAAUAUUUGUUAGAGAAGUUUUGCCACUUGGGUAACACAAAUUUUCCACUGCCAGUUUGCAUUUCAUUUCUGCUACUAGUAUUGAACCAGCAGGUUUCCUCCUGCAUUGUUGGAUAAAAAAUCCAUCGAAUAUUUACAAGAUUGUGGCUGAUUAUUAAAUGCUGUAAUACACCUUAAUUGCUUUUACGGUGUAUUUUGAGGAGCACAUAGCAAAUCAUUUGGGUCCUAAACUUGGAUGUGUCGGAAUAACAUUUGUACAUCACUUCUAGCUGGUGGAAAUGAUUCAUCAUGAGCAGAAGUUUGUAGUACUGCACUGGAAUGAAACAUUGGCACAGCAUAGCUUUUGUCCAGAUGUGAGUUGAUACGUGGAUGCUGUUAUGAGCAGAGCUUGUGGCUAUAUAUUACAGCAUCUCUUGCA
This is a messenger RNA of Zea mays, 1345 nucleotides long. RefSeq lists its product as uncharacterized. Bases 632 to 841 code for a protein of 69 amino acids. NCBI's taxonomy places the organism in Eukaryota, Viridiplantae, Streptophyta, Magnoliopsida, Poales, Poaceae. Gene Ontology annotation, biological process: mitochondrial electron transport, ubiquinol to cytochrome c. The record is from RefSeq and is a predicted model, not a curated record. Gene Ontology annotation, cellular component: respiratory chain complex III. The transcript is spliced from 5 exons.